AUGGAGAAGAUCACGGAUAAGCUCGCCGCUCUGCCGCCCGAUGGCCGCUACUUUUCGCUCGAGUUCUUCCCGCCCAAGACGCAGAUGGGCUUCGCCAACCUCCAGAACCGCCUGGAGCGCAUGGCCAGCGCUCUGCGUCCGCUGUUCGUCACCGUGACCUGGGGCGCCGGCGGCAGCACCGCAUCCAAGUCGCUCGAGCUCGCGGAGCUGACGCAGCGCCAGCUCGGCCUUACCACCUGCCUGCACUUGACCUGCACCAACAUGAGUCGCUCGCUCGUCGACGAUGCUCUCGAGCAGGCAAAGGCCCUGGGAGUCCGGAACAUUCUUGCCCUUCGCGGCGACCCGCCUCGUAGCGAGGAGUACCGCGAGGGCCACGCCGGCACCGACAACGACUCGAACAAGGACUUUACCUGGGCUGUUGAUCUGGUUCGCUACAUCCGCAGUAAAUACGACGACUACUUUUGCAUUGGUGUCGCCGCAUACCCCGAGGGCCACUCGGACCAGUCCCACCCGGACAAGCAGGAUCCCAAGUUCGACCUGCCCUACCUGAUCGAGAAGACCAAGGCUGGCGCCGAUUUCAUCAUGACGCAGCUCUUUUUUGACAUCAAGGCGUACGAGGAGUUCGAAACCAUGCUUCGUAACGACCCCUCGGGCGUGUUCAAGACGAUGCCCAUCAUUCCUGGCCUGAUGCCAAUCCAGAGCUACCAGAUCCUCCGCCGCACAACGAAGCUCAGCCACGCGAAGCUUCCCCCCGCAUUACUCGAACGUCUUGACGCCGUCAAGGGCGAUGACGAAGCAGUGAAGAGCGUGGGCGUGGACAUACUGAGUGAGGUCGUUGAAGAGCUCAAAGCGCGGCCGAACCCAGGUCCGAGGGGCUUCCACUUCUACACUCUCAAUUUGGAAAAGGCAGUCGCUCAUAUAGUCGAGCGCUGUCACCUGAUAACUGCCAUAUCGCCGGGCGGUGACGACGAGGAAGCGGUGACGAUUGAUGACAUCCCUGUGAACGGUGGCGCGCCGAGUGAUUCUCUCAAGGUCAAGAACAGGAGACGCUUGUCUUCAGCCAACUCGACCCCGCACAAUCGGGUCGUGGUGGACCGCCCAUCGACUUCUAGCAACAAGAGCUACGAAGCGCUGGCGGAUGAAGUAGGCGUCCCGAAGGACAAGAUCAUGACCAGAGCCAACACGCUAGCCAUCUCGGAGGGUGAAGGAACGUUGGGCAGGGAGGCCACCUGGGAUGACUUCCCGAAUGGCCGAUGGGGAGACGCAAGAUCACCAGCGUUUGGUGAAAUCGACGGCUAUGGAGUGUCGUUGCACGUUUCGAUUCCGCAAGCAAUUAAACUUUGGAAGUACCCGACAACAGUGGAAGACAUAUCCGACAUUUUCCGACGCCAUAUCAUGGGCGACCUCGAGGCGAUACCUUGGAGCGAGGAGGGGCUGAACGAGGAGACGGAGACGAUUCGUGAUCAGUUACUAAAGCUGAUUGCGAAGGGGUGGUGGUCCGUCGCGAGCCAGCCGGCUGUAAACGGCAUCAAAAGCACGGAUGCCAUAUUCGGCUGGGGCCCCAAGAAUGGUUAUGUGUUCCAAAAGCCUUUCGUCGAGUUUUUCCUCUCCUCAGCUGACUGGACGAAGCUGCAAGCAAAGCUGGACGAAUUGUCAGACGUGACGUACUUUGCGGGCAACCACGCGGGAGAGUAUUCGUCCAACGACGAGGAUUCAGUCAACCCGGUAACUUGGGGAUCUUUUGCCGGUAAAGAGAUCGUGACUCCUACAAUCAUCGAGUCGGUUUCCUUCCGGGCAUGGCUCGAGGAGGCGUUCAGCAUCUGGUCGGAAUGGCGGCACAUCUACCCGCCUCGAUCGGCAACGGCGAACUUGCUCGGACAUAUCCGAGACGACUACUGGCUGGUCAACAUCAUCCACCAUGACUAUGUAGAACAGGAUGCUCUCUGGCGUCUUCUGCUGGCGGAAUAA
This is a messenger RNA of Diplodia corticola, 1968 nucleotides long. Its product is annotated as methylenetetrahydrofolate reductase. Gene Ontology annotation, molecular function: FAD binding; methylenetetrahydrofolate reductase [NAD(P)H] activity. Gene Ontology annotation, cellular component: cytosol. Gene Ontology annotation, biological process: tetrahydrofolate interconversion. Lineage: Eukaryota; Fungi; Ascomycota; Dothideomycetes; Botryosphaeriales; Botryosphaeriaceae. The transcript is spliced from 4 exons. The coding region runs from base 1 to 1968 and encodes 655 amino acids. The record is from RefSeq and is a predicted model, not a curated record.